This is a messenger RNA of Cuscuta campestris, 1462 nucleotides long. The record is from the annotation of a GenBank genome assembly. NCBI's taxonomy places the organism in Eukaryota, Viridiplantae, Streptophyta, Magnoliopsida, Solanales, Convolvulaceae.
CAACAACCUCUCCGCCUUCAACCACAUCAAUUUCCAUCACAUCUCUUAGCUUUCUAGCGCGCUGUUGUAGUCAUAGUCUAAACAUAAACGUCGAGGAGGGAUCUAAUCGGACUAAAUUUGACGAGGAUCUGAAGAAUCUAACCGAUCUAACUAUUGCUAGAUUUUGGCAGCGAUAAGCGAUGCUGGAAGCAACGCUGAUAUAGAUGUCGAUGGAGAAAAUUUCAAAAAGAAAGAAUAGGGUAGAUCUAGUGGAGAGGAAGAGAAUAAUUGAGAGAUGACAAUAGAGAGAGAAAUAGAUACGUGGUGGUGGCCGGUGGGGGAGGAAGAAAAGAUAAGUAUAUAUCUAGCUAUCAAGCGGCAUUAAUUACAUAUACGUACAACACACACAUGGAUUUAUUUUUCUUCUUUAUUUAUGGAGUAAUUACAUCAAUGAUGAUGAUCAGGACGGCAGAUAUGGCAGCUGCAACUUACACCAACGGCGGUGGCCAUGCGGCGGCGGCAUACACAUGUAGGUCAUAUUGUGGGAAUUUGAGCGUGGACUACCCUUUCGGACUCCGCGCCGGAUGCGGCCACCCGGGAUACCGUGACCUCUUGUUCUGCAUCAAUGAUGUAUUGAUGCUCCACGUCACAUCCGGCUCCUACCGCGUCCUCGACAUAGACUACGCCUACCAAUCCCUCACACUGGACGAACCACACAUGUCCACCUGCGGCGCCAUCUUCCUCGGCCGCCGCGGCAACGGCUUUGUGGUCGAGCCGUGGCGGGCUGCCUACCUCCAGCCCGCUCCAGACAACGUGUUCAUGCUCCUCGGAUGCUCUGCCCGCUCGCCCCUCUUCCAAGAAGGAUUCCGGGCCGGGAAGCACCUGCCGUGCCGGAACGUGUCCGGAAUGGGGUGCGAGGACUACUACGGCUGCCCGGCCUGGAACGACGUUGUCGGUACGCUGCAGCACGACCACGACGGGUCGCCGCCGGUUACUCAUCCGCCGGAGUGCUGUGCGGUGGCAUUCGGAACAAUGAAGGCUAUAAACUUGAGCAAGCUGGAUUGCCAAGGAUACAGCAGCGCUUAUAGCCUUGCGCCCCUGAGAUUGGAGCAGGGCGGCGGCGGCGGCGCUGAGGGGUGGUCGUAUGGGAUAAGAGUCAAGUUCUCCACCCAAGGUGGAGGUGGUGACAUCUUUUGUAAAUCCUGUCGGGCAACGGGCGGAUCCUGUGGGUAUGAAGCUGCAGCCGGACGCGGCGGCAGUUACACCAAUGCCUGCAUAUGCGGCACCUCGAACUCUACCACAAACUGUGAUUCCGCUGCAGCUGAUAUUCGCUCCGAUUCGAGCAGAGGAACAUGGUCGAUCAUGGGAACAGUAGCAGGAUUUUUUUUGUUACAUUUGUGAACAAUGUUCUUGAGAACUUUGGACUUAUACUAUACUAUAGCUCGUUAGAGGGCCUAUUUGAGAAUAACGUUAGAGAAUAACG